GAAAAAAAAAAAAUAUUAGUGCCGAUGAAUAUAGAUUAUAAUUUUUAUUUUUCUACUUUAAAAUAAGCUAAUCGAACGGCGAAGACGGUACAGCAAUUAGAUGAUUGAUGAGACUGAUGAGGUUAGAAGCAGGAGAUCCGUCCAUCGAACAACACAACCCCACACCAUCCUUAAUCCUUAUCCUGCGCACACUGUGCGUGUGACUGUGUACCCCCUUGUCUUAUGGCUGACGAUUUACUCCAACCCGCCAUCACUACUAUCCCAUCGCCACAGCCUCCACCACCGCCAACCGCCAUAGCAACCGCCACAACGGCGCCGCCGUCGUCCUCAGAGAACCAUCCAGCAGGCCCGCCUUUGGCCCCCAAACGCCAGCGUCGCCCCAGCGUCCGCUUGGGCGAGAUCGGCGACCAACCCGCCGCCACUCAAGAUUCCCAACACCUCCGCCGACCCAAGUACAAAUUCCCCAAGGACAACAACUCCUUCUCCAAGGCCGCCGCCGCCACGGCAGCUGUAAAGGCUCGUUCUUUAACCAACCUCGUCAACGGCAACGGCAACACCAACACCACCGAUUAUUCCCACGAAACCCUAAUUCCCGAUCAGAACGGCGGCGACGCCGCCAAUUUCGAGCUCGGCGGCGCCCGGAGGCCCGCGAAGGCCAAGCGGCCGACGACGAAGAGAGCCCGAUCGAGCUGGGUCUCGAGCUCGAAAGCCGCCGAUGGUGACAGUGAGGACGAUGGGUUUCGGGAUACGGAUAAUAAUCAGGCCGAUUCGGAGAGUCCGAUGAAGGAGAACAGUCCAAUACAGUCGUUGGAGAAUGGGGCGUUUGGUUUGUGGAACGACGGAGGCGGCGGCGACGGCGUGAGGACGUGGCUGAUAGAAUUGGGGCUGAGCCGGUACGCGCCGGUGUUCGAGAUUCACGAAGUGGACGACGACGUUUUGCCAUUGUUGACUCUUGAGGAUCUCAAAGAUAUGGGGAUUAACGCCGUCGGGUCACGCCGAAAAAUGUACAAUGCUAUCCAGAAGCUUCGCAAGGGUUUCUCGUGAGUAGUUUUUCAUUUCUAUUUCCCUUUUCUUUUUUCCUUUUUUUUUUUCUUUUUGUAGUAGUACUUGUGGGUCUCAAAUGUGGUGUAAUCUUGAUCAUCAUCAUCAUCAUGUCAAUGAUAUAAAAGUAUAAAUCCUCGGCAUUGGCAGAAAUGUCAAGUGAAAAUGCUGGUCUGAGAUGUUUUUUUUUUUUUUUUUUUUCUCUUACAAUAAAAAAUAAUAAUACUAAUCAGAUUUUACUCCAAAGCUUUGUUG
Morus notabilis is the source of this 1296-nucleotide messenger RNA. RefSeq lists its product as uncharacterized. Bases 223 to 1044 code for a protein of 273 amino acids. Lineage: Eukaryota; Viridiplantae; Streptophyta; Magnoliopsida; Rosales; Moraceae. Gene Ontology annotation, molecular function: protein binding. The transcript has a single exon. The record is from RefSeq and is a predicted model, not a curated record.